Ixodes scapularis (black-legged tick) is the source of this 5324-nucleotide messenger RNA. Its product is annotated as mucin-22. NCBI's taxonomy places the organism in Eukaryota, Metazoa, Arthropoda, Arachnida, Ixodida, Ixodidae. The transcript has a single exon. Bases 147 to 4973 code for a protein of 1608 amino acids. The record is from RefSeq and is a predicted model, not a curated record.
UCGCCAUCGAAAGCACGGCACACCGUACGAAAUGUACGAAAUGGUCGCUUUCUUGUCACAUGUGCUCGCGGUUGCGACGGUUGAUUAGUUUAAAAACAGUCCUUUACGAAGCGUAAUCAACCUCUGGCUCGACGUUAAACAUUACCAUGGAUAAAAUCGACGCCAAAAGACUGCGAAGGGUCCAGUCUUGGGCGGAAGAAGCAUCCCGAUUGCUCUCGGAGUCCACAUGCAACGACGACAGUGCCCAAGUCGUCACGGCGCUGGAUUCGGUUCUCGAGAACGCCGCUCGCGACGUCAGGCGGGUGCUCAGAGACCCAGACAAGCACCGCGAGAUGGUAAGGGAACUUCUGUCCGUCCUCCGACACGUCACGACGCACUUACAUCUCCGAUCACCGUCGCUGCUGACCGCGGGCGAUUUUCCGUAUUGGGACUACAUGAGUGCUCUUCUCUCGUACCUGCUCGACGUCAAGCUAGGCGGCCGCCUCUGGUCGCCGACGCUCGAGUUGUGCUACCACACUACGCGGUGCAAACAUCGAGUCUGGGACGUGAUCGUGCAGUCGGCGGCAAUAGCCACAGACUCGCUCGCCGAUCGGAUGCCGGCGGUCAUCGACAAGCUGGUCGCGUGGUGCCCCAAGACCUUCGCGGAUCCAGCCCAGUUUUUCAAGUUUCUCGCAGCCGUCGUAGUCGUUAUGAAGCGGUGCGGCGACGGCGACGACUCCGAGUCUUUGAAGGGGGUCGUGCUCGCGGUGGAGCUCCAGUUCGACUUCCCGGCGUGGUUCUCAGCCCAAGGGUUCGACCUCAGCGUGCCGGCCUCGAAGCUGAAGUCCAGAAAGAAACUGAUUGGCCAUCUCUGUACGAGUGCGGUGACGGGGGCGGAGCUGCUGGAAAUGUGCAAGGCCCUGGUCGACCCCGGGUCAACGACUCGACGGCAGAACCAGGAUGUUGCUGAAAUCGACGAAAAUGACGAAAUGUUUGCAAUUGCAGAGCGGACGGACGUCCCACCAACGGUCGAUGCAAACGAAGAGAUCGAGUUGGUGCUCGAGAAGACGCUGACACGGAUGAGGGUCGGCCCCGGCGGCAACGCCGACACUACCGACUGCAUGAUAGAUUCCGAGCUGAUCUCGGACAGCAGCAACCCGGCUGUAGAUCCCGAGACUUUCCUGCAGACCUUCCUGAACCCAGAGUACAUUUUUGACGACGAGGAAGAUGCAAGGGCCAACAAAAAGCACGUACGGAAAAAGCGGCCUAGGUCCGAGUUGUCUCCUUCAAAGAAGUUGCAGGACUCCAAAAUGGCGUCUGAAUCGGAGAAAAGCGAAUCCGAGAAUGCGGCGGCUUCGCCUGCCGAAAGUCUGCAGCCAAGGAGGUCACCCACAAAGCUUUCUUCCGGUAGAAACCACAGAGUUGCGGCGUCGGGCGAGGGCCGUCCGCGAGAGAGGUUGUCGUCGUGCCAUUCUGUUGACGGCGAAAGAGCCGUCACCUCUCCGGAGAAGACGUGCAGGGCGUCUCUGUCAUCAGACAACUCUGAGACGGCUACAAGGUUGCGGCGAAAGAAAAAAUCUCCGACGGAGUUGCCACCUGGCAAAGCUCGCACCGUUUCGACGUCGUCACUGGAACAAGACGACGUAAGCGCUAAAAAGAAGCAUGUUUUUACUUCGCCCGAAAGAUGUGACCCUCAGGAGCAAAAGGCACAACAGCAAGCUACGCAUGCUUCAAACCACCAAGGGGGAUUGCCAUCGAAGUCGUCUUCGGCUACAAGUUCUGCUGCUUUGUUGGCGGGGCAAAUCCGUAAGCCUUUCAACUUGUCUGCGAAUGCAGAUGAGGCAGAAGUAGUUUCACCUUCGAAGAAAUUGCGAAGAACCCGAAAGUGCUCUUCAACUGUAGAGGAAGCGGACGAAAUGCAAAUACCAACACCUCGGUUUGCUCAUGGCUCGCAACAAAGAAGAUCGCCGACAAAGGUUUCGUUUGGUGGUUCCUGCGUGGCUUCGUCGUUGGAAAAAGACAAGCCCGAAGAAGUCUCAUUGAAUAGCUUUAACAACCGAGGCCCAGCAGCCCUUUCUCGGUCGAGAAAAUCGCCCUCAGUUACGCCCGACGACGAACCUGGGAAGCAACUUGAGCGGAGAGGGAAAACUGCUCGAAGUUUGUCGGAACGUAUGUCCCCGGCAAAACUUCAUUCCAGUCAAGUCCCAAGCACUUCAAAAUCUUGCACCGUCCUCGAAGAAUCGAGCCCGUCCGUUGAUGGUGAAGUCACAGGAAAGCAGGCGGGUUCGUUUGGAAGGAAAGCGCGCCGUCCAGCAGAGUUGGCAACGUCCGACGAUGAGGUUCAGGACUUAUCGAUGCAAAAGGAGCGAAAAAGAUCGGCGACAAUGUCCUCCUGUAGCACGACCUGCAUAGUUUCCUCCUCUGAGGAAGGUGACCGGCAAGUUUCAGCAAAGAACUCUGGAAACCGGAGACGGAAAAUGAGAAAGCCGGCGACGCCCGGGGACGAAUGCGAGGAGCCAACCGUGCGGAAGCGACGCAUCUUUCGUGACCUGCGCCAAACGCAGUCACCGGCAAGGCCUGCGUACAACAAGAUUUGCGACACCUCGUCAGAUGAGGAAGUGUCAGAAGACAUAAAAGGAACAAGAGACGACAGCGAGACAACAGCCGUUUCUCCUCCGAACGAGGCACACACAUCCAGAGGUCGACAGGCAACAAAGAGAUCUCCCCAAGCAUUGCGACAUGCAGAAAGUUUGCCCCAAGAAAAGUCGCCUGCGAAAUCUUGUGCCACUCUCGACGUUUCUUUAAAAGAUUUUGAACCACAGAAGUCCGACAGUUCCUCUUCAGAUGACGACAAUGGGAAUGCCGAGGUCAUUUCUGUUAACACGAGCUCCGAAGACAGUGCAGACGGCGUCAACAACGAAACAGAAAGUUUCUCUUCGAGCCAGGAGUCGCAGCACAGCAACCAAGCUUCUUCCGCCACUGAGCAGGCGAAGUCUCUGGGGGAGUCUCGACAUCGGGAAAUGGCUUCCAAGCGAACCGAACCAGACGAUUCCGACAGUAGCGCCGCCCCCGUCGGUUCGAUCCAGCUCUCGCAGGUUAGCACAAGUGAUUCAGACUCGUCCGAGAACAAAACUGCGGACUCUGAAAGCGACGAACCGCACGACCGUGGAAAAGUGCUGUCUUUCACGGAUGCUUUUUCUGGAAAGACCAGGUCUAACAAGGAGUCUUUGACAACACCGGGUGCAUCGAAGUCAGGAAUUCAAAAGGAGUCUUCAGAUGCUCAAAAAGCAUUGUGUUCGUACACACCCAACGGUAAAGUCACGUCUGCGAGGAGCAUCAUGGACAAAGUCUCGGAGAAGUCUGUUGACGACAUCGUUGUUCCAGAUAGCCAGGAGUGUGCCUCAUCGAGCAAAGAUGCUUCAUCCGAGCACAGUUCUACGAGCAGCGAGAAGAUGACGGACACUUCAAGUCCCGAUGUGGUAAUUCCCGAAACCCAGGAGCUCAGCACGGCAUCGAUUAAGACGACGCAGGUAACAGAUGCGGCUAAACAAGGACUGCCACAGUGUGCCCCUGCAGACAAAGACAUGCUGCCCUCCCAAGAGAGUAACUGUUUGGACGGGCUGACUCAGGUACCGUCGUUUGCUGAGCGCGACAGCAGAGACAAAGACGUACACGCCAGACCGCCGAAAAACACGAGCGCAUCGGCGGUGUUAAGGACGCCAGCUCGACAAAGGAGUCAGUCUCCACGGCUUCGACCCCGGUCAUCCCGGCAAAGCGCAAUCAAGGCCAGAAGGAAGUUAAUUCGGACUCCAGAGAAAGAGGAAGAGGGCUUGCCGGAGAGCAAGUCAGGCAAGCCCAGGCGGAUGAUGACCCCCUCUGACGAUUCAGACUCUGAUCCAGAUUUCAGCCUCGGAAAGAAGAAGACUCUGAUCGUCUUCAAGCCCCGGACACCAAAUUUCGGAUCGAGUUGCGUCGAAAAGUCGAGGCAGUUGACGGUGGGGAGUGGUGAUGAAGCCGACGCCUCUCAAGGAUCGAGAAAGCCCUCCAAGUUGUCGCUCAGCCAGAAGCAAAGUUCUCAGGCAUGCCUUAACGAAACAAGCGAUGCACUAUGUGACACCACUACCCCCGAAAUAAAAAUUGAGGGGCUUCCUGCAGCGCUGAAGACACAGUUUGAUGAUAUCGCUACGCAUACUCCACCACUGACUACUGAACGGCAAGCGAUGAAAAGCUUGCCAUCCAGCACGCCGACGCGCAAGAUGGCAGAAGCAAACGUGGAAGGUGCCAAGAAUGAUUCUGAAAACGAUUUCACCAUGGCGGUGUCUGUAAAAGCUUGUCACCCGAAAGCAACGGAGAAGCGGUCCAGAACCAGCGUCUGCCAGAAGCCGUCGCCGGUUGCAGCGACCCCGAAGUUCGCAGAAACGAUAACCCAAGGCUUGUGGAAAGACUCAUCUACAAGGGCAACAGGCAAACAAAAAACUGAGGACGCCGGACGUUCAUCUAGGUCACCGUCGUCUUCAACCCGGCUCACCAACGUCUCCCAAGACGCGACGCAGCCCAUGGAAGCAGGCUCGUCGUCGGCCAGCUUCCAGAGUCCGUCGUCAGAAUCGGAGCUUAGUGUCGAUGCACUAAUCGAUUCCUUGUCAAUGGACAACGACAACAUUGUGUCGCAGACACCGAGGCUCGGUGGCUCCCUGGAGAAGAGCUGUUGUUACUGCAGCGGUACGAAGAAGACGCAGACAAGCGAGAUCGGGAUAAUGACCGACGUUUCCUUUGGCGAGGCGUCUGUGUCACAGGCGUCGUCUGGUGGCAGACGGACGAAGCGAGACUCUACAAGAGAGUUUGACUCCCGGAAGCGUGCAAAAGGCAGACGGAAGAGUGCGUGUUCCCUGACCGCUGCCGCUACGCCACCGCAGGCCGCCGUGGUACGGAAAGCAGUGACGUCGCACUACAAUCUGAGGAUGUCCCUGUCGGUUCCGCGUAGAUUGAAGUACUAGGCACACUUGACAUUCGAAAUGUUUGCUGUAACAGAUUCGUUGUACAGUGCAAUCCACUUAUAACAAUAUCACAUAUUAAGAUCUACCGCUUAUGGCGAUCAAUUUCUAGAGGAGUGUGCAUUUUUGCGUGUGGUAUUUAGUCCGGAUACGACGAUAAUCAGUUGCAUUUUCGGGUUUACUCGUCAUUGUUAUAAGUGGAUUGCACUGUAUUGACUCCUUGUAUAGUGAGAAACCAUGUGGUUAACAUUUUGUCGUGCGAACUUGAUUAAUUUUGAGUGGUCCAGUUUUGUAACGGAUCUGCAGGGUUCCGUGUUUUCGGUGUUUAUUUUAUUUUUAUUUAUUUUUUUCUCU